AUGGCGGAACAAGCAGGAAUAUGUAUCAAGUAUCCUGGUGAGUCAGAAACUCGUUCAACAUUCACAAAACCAAGUCAUUGUGUAUCAGAAGUUUUAACAAAUCAUGGUCAACUACGUGUAUGUAAACCAGGCUAUCAAAUUAAUCCACAUUCAGAAAGUAAACUAGACGGAUAUGGUUCUAUCAAACAAUAUGAAUUGAAUAAAAUGGAACAAUCAGAGUAUGCACAAACAUAUACUUGGCCAGAUGGUAAAAAGAUACAUACAAAUCCAUGGAACAGAUUACGAGAAGCUAAUCAUUUGUAUGGUGUUAAAUAA
Schistosoma guineensis is the source of this 315-nucleotide messenger RNA. The record is from the annotation of a GenBank genome assembly. NCBI's taxonomy places the organism in Eukaryota, Metazoa, Platyhelminthes, Trematoda, Strigeidida, Schistosomatidae.